Batrachochytrium dendrobatidis JAM81 is the source of this 1038-nucleotide messenger RNA. RefSeq lists its product as uncharacterized. Gene Ontology annotation, biological process: double-strand break repair via nonhomologous end joining; interstrand cross-link repair. The transcript is spliced from 5 exons. NCBI's taxonomy places the organism in Eukaryota, Fungi, Chytridiomycota, Chytridiomycetes, Rhizophydiales. The annotation marks the transcript as partial. The record is from RefSeq and is a predicted model, not a curated record. Gene Ontology annotation, molecular function: 5'-3' DNA exonuclease activity; damaged DNA binding.
AGCAAAUGCCCGUGGUAUAAACACAUUUCAGAAACCAGUUUUACUGUGGACGCAUUUUGCUAUGGCGUUAUUCCUGGAUGCACAGCGUAUUUUUUAACCCAUUUUCACUCCGAUCACUAUGGCGGACUAAAGAAAUCCUUCAACAGCGGACCAAUUUACUGUUCACAUAUUACUGCAAAUCUUGUUGCCCAGCAACUUGGUGUUGAUCGAUCAAUGUUGCAUACGAUCCCUUUGAACACACGGACAGAGAUUCAAGGAAUUCAAGUAACGUUUAUUGAUGCGAAUCACUGUCCUGGGUCAGUCAUAAUUUUGUUUGAGAUCCCAUCAGUUGAUGCAAUGCAAAACAAUCGCAAUGUUCUUCAUACUGGCGAUUUUCGUGUGCAUUCGUCUCAUUUUACACAUCCAUCAUUUCUUUCCAAACCUUUGAUCAGGCUUGAUGAGAUUUAUCUUGACACGACUUAUUGUAACCCAAAAUACAUAUUUCCAUUACAGGAUGCGGUUAUUGCAUCCAUAUUGCGACCACCGCUUUGCAAAAUACUCGUGGUUGUUGGGACAUACACCAUUGGCAAGGAAAAAGUGUUUCUCGCCAUGUCCAAGGCUAUAUCUAGCAAGAUUUAUGCUGAUGCGACUAAACGACGAGUACUGGCUUGUUUAGAGGAUCCUGAUCUUGACAGACUGGUUGUUUCUCAACCAGAGGAAGCCAAUGUUCAUCUAUGCACCAUGAUGCAGCUUAACAAAACGAGCUUAGAAGGAAUGCUGGAUAAAUAUAAAGGUAGGUUUACUAGCAUUAUUGCUGUUCGUCCAACGGGCUGGACUUUUCAAAAACUCAAAUCGCCAUCGCAAUUUUCUAUUGCAUCUCUUAAACCACGAUGGUUGUCGCCCAACAUCACGCUUAUUCCAUUACCCUAUUCUGAGCACUCUUCGUUUGAGGAAUUAAAGUGCUUUGUACAAAAAAUGAAUGUCGACAAGGUCAUUCCAACUGUAGGAAUGGGAAGCGCAACCACUCGACACGCUACCUACCAAUGGAUUGAACAAUGG